Pocillopora verrucosa is the source of this 2470-nucleotide messenger RNA. Lineage: Eukaryota; Metazoa; Cnidaria; Anthozoa; Scleractinia; Pocilloporidae. The record is from RefSeq and is a predicted model, not a curated record.
GAACAGCUCGGUGUUCAUGGUGCCACGUUUCAGAAACAUUCAGUCGUUCUUAAAUGAAUUGUUUUCUCUGAUUAAUUUUUUUCCACAGUCGUUGAUCUCCUUGGAGUAGUAACACGAAAGUUUUUUAUUUGAUUUAUCAGAAAUGCACCAAAGGCGGGUGCUUGUAUGUGGCGUUCUGAUUACAUUGGCAGUUCUUUGCGUGGCUCCGCCGGUCGUCAGGAAAGAUACAAAGAAACCAGACACUCCAGCGGAGGGGAAAGGCGAUCCAGAGUAUGCCAGAUAUUUAAAACAAGUUAUUGAAAUUUUAGAAAAUGAUGAUGACUACGUUAAAAGAUUACUGAACGCUUCUGAGGAUGAACUAAGAACUGGUCAGGUUGCAGAUGAUUUAGACCUUGUGAAGCAUGAUGUAAGGACCAAGUUAGAUGAAUUAAAACGACAGGAAGUAGAGAGACAGCGAAUGCUACGACGACAAAUGAACGAUCACUUAAACGGUCUGAAGGAAAGAGAGUCUUGGAACCCUUUGUUCGACGACGAAAAUCCCAAUUUCUUUGGCCCUGAAGACUUUAAAAAGCUCUUAUGGAAGCACCAUGAAGAGAUGGAUAAGCAAGAUAAUCAGCGCAGAGAUGAAUUUAAAAAGCAUGAAAUGGAGAAGGAACACAAAAGGAAGGAACAUUUAAAGGAGCUGGAUGAGAAGGCACGCAAAGAAGAAGAAGAAAGAUAUGAGGCAUUGAGAGAGAAACAUCUUAAUGCAUCCAAGAAUCUCCAUCAUCCAGGAAGUAAAGCUCAACUAGAGCAAGUUUGGGAGGAAACUGAUGGUCUUGAUGCAAAGGACUUUGAACCAAGAACAUUUUUCAAGCUUCAUGAUACAAAUGGUGAUAACUACCUGGACACAGGAGAGUUGGAGGCUCUUUUUGUCAAAGAAGUAGACAAACUCUUUGAUGAAAAGGAUGAAGACUAUGAUCCUCAAGAAAGAGAUGAAGAGAUUUCAAGAAUGAGGGAACAUGUCAUGAGUGAGAUUGACAAAGAUAAAGAUGGUUUUGUUUCAAUUGAUGAAUUUCUGACAGCAAGUAAAGGUGAUGAAUUUGACAAAGAUGAAGGGUGGAAAAGUGUUGAAGAGGAGCGGCCAUAUACUGAUGAGGAAUUAGCAGAGUUUGAGAAACAACUGCAAGAGGAGGAGAAAGCAAAGAUGGCUACUCAUGAUCAAGGAGCUGUAGGAGGCAACACAGCUGGUGACCUUGCAAAGCAAAUAGUAGGAGCAGUAGGAGCAGCAGUAGAAGAACACAAGGAAGGGGAACAACAACAACAACAUGAUGAGUCACAGCAACAGCAUACAUCCUAAGGAACAGUGGAGCUGUUUACAGGAAAAAAAAUACUACACCUUCAUGGCUUGAAAGAUGAACACUGUCCUCAUUUAUUUAAACUUGUUACCCAUGUUUGUUCAGUCACAUCAAGAAUACUGAGAGUUCUUGUACCAUUUGAACAUUCUUUCUAUGAGUAAUACAUGUAUUUGUUCCAAUAUUAUGUUCAGACAUUGGAUAAUUCAAUCUGACAACCUUUCACAGACUGGAAAUUUUAAUCACCGCCCACUCAAUUUAAAAUCAAGUGGAAACCUUUCAUUUCUUAGAAAGAAUCACUUAUACCAAAUUGAUAUCUGUGUUAGAACAGCAAAACUACAGAAUGCAGGGCAUCAUUUUUGUGUCUCAUUGGAUCCCAAUAUUAUAGUUCUGUUUUAUUAAUUUUGUUUUACAGGGGAAAAAUAUUGCUACAAUUUACCUACUCUCUAACUUGUGGCUUAUUGGCAAGAUCAUCACAGAGGGAUAGUCAGAUCCACUUUGUGCCUUUCGUAUUUCCAUAACCACUGAUCACUCCUCUUAUAAAACUACUUACUGUAGCAUGUUAUUUUCAUUUUUUCAAAGCAUCACACAAAUAUGAACCUCAGGGGUUCCUACAAUUCCCAACAGUUCAUCUUUCCAAACCAAGAGAAUUCAAAUCAAAAGAUUUCAUAAGUCUACAAACAUCAUUGAUUACAUUGAAUUUUUUCCUCAUUAUAGUGUUAGCAAAUAAAUUUAGAGCAACAAAGUUAGUUCAAGAAAUUAUUUUUCUUUUAUUACCAGACAAUAAAAAUCUAUUGAAUAUUUGUAUCUAUCUGAGAUGAGAAAAUAAGCAUCUUAAUUAUGGAAAUAUGUUUUCAUUUGAACAUGUCUCACAUCUACUCAUCAACUUUCUACCCUGAAAUGCUAUUCCUAGAACACUGAAAUGUAGCAGUUUUAGGUGUAGCUCAUAAUCAAAUUGAAUUGGAAAGAAUACCAUGUCUGGUAUGCAUUUACCAGUCAGCAUGUCCUUUAAGUUCACUUGUAAUCCAAUAACUAGCUUGUAGGUUUACUUGUGCAGUGGAUACAGAACCCUCUGUGCAGUUUGUAGACCCUUUUAGUGUUUUCAUUAGAAUAAAGUAUUUUGAUUUAAACAUCCA